Molecule: messenger RNA, 216 nt
Organism: Spirometra erinaceieuropaei
Lineage: Eukaryota; Metazoa; Platyhelminthes; Cestoda; Diphyllobothriidea; Diphyllobothriidae
Source: the annotation of a GenBank genome assembly
AUGGUCGGUCCACCCGUCAGCACCCGCGAUCGCCUUCGUCACCAGCACGUCCCGCUGAUCUCGCCUCCGGACGAGGACAUAGUCCAGCAGGUGCCACUGGCGCGACCUAGGAUGCCUCCAGGUGGCCUUCUCUCGCUCCGGCAGACAGAAGGUGUUCGUCAGGAUGAGGCGGUGUUCUGCGCAGGUGCGGAGCAGCAGCAGACCAUUGUCGUUUGA